AUGGAAUCAAAAAAAUCAUGGGAAGAUUUGAUUUUCGAUGCUAUUGCAAAUAAGAAAAUCGACUCUCGUACUUGCAGAAUUUAUAAUCGACAAGUACAGACUCCUCGAGAUGAUGCAAACAAUAAAUGUUGUUGUGGUCGCUUAGUUCGACGCCAUAGUUUUGAUGAUCCCAACAACAUAUCACUAAGUGCAAACAAAGAAAAUGCUAAGGUACCAAAUUCUCCACAGCAAUUUAAGCCCAUACAUUCUACUAUUGUUCCUGUGACCACAUACGGAACAUUAAAAUCCACUGGAUCUAUUGGUUGUAAAUAUAUCCGAAUUGAUCAUCAAACACAUAUGGAGCGUAUCUAUGAGUUGCUUGUUAACGAUUGUGGAGGUACAAAACCAGGUCUCAUUUUAAGUAUUUAUGGUGGGGCUAAAUAUUUCACUAUGACUGAAAAACUGGAAAAAGAAAUUAUACGCGGUAUAAUUGAUGCUGCAGCAACGUCUAAUGCUUGGAUUCUAACCACCGGUAUUAAUAAUGGUGUAUCAAAAUUAAUUGGUGAAGGAAUAUCUCAUUAUCGUUUAUUGAAAGCUAAUCCAAAUAAAAUUGUUUGUAUUGGACUAACAAAAUGGGGAACAAUUAAUGGAAGUACACGUUUUGAAUUGAAAGAGACACCUAAAGAGUGCUAUGGACUAAAGCUAUUUUCUCGACGAAUUCCUGAUGAUGACGACGAUACUGACGAAACCAUCGAACGAAACCAUACACAUUGUAUUCUGUUUGACGAUGGUAAACUAGGUAGUUAUCUAAGUGAUGAACAACGAAGUGCUUUAGUUGAACAUGCAAUGGAAGAUAAAAAUGAUAAAGAUAAAUGUUAUGGUGUAACAAUUAUUGUUGAAGGUGGUAGGAAUACUAUUGAAGUUCUUCAAAAUGAUAUACAAAAAAAACGGCCGAUUGUAUUUAUUGAAGAUAGUGGCCGUUUAGCAGAUGUAUUUGCUUCGUUAAUCAAUCAAACAGCUGAUGCAAAGAAUGAUCAACAAUUUAUUCCAUCAGAUGAAAUUGUGGGAAAAGCUCUGACUGAAUUCUUUCCUAGUCUCGAUAAAGGUGAAAUUGGUCAAAUAACGAAAGGAAUACAAGAGAUAUUAGAUAAAAAGAAUCGUCAUUUACUAAAUGUUUUCCGUAUGGACCGUGAUAAAAGUGUAGCAGAAACAAUAUUUAAAGCUAUUUUUACUAUGAAAAAUAAACAAAAUGAAAUCAAUAAUGGUGAACAAAAAGAUACAGAGGAUGAAGACAUAUUAUUAAAUCUGGCAUCUCAAUGGAACUAUUUUGAUGGUGCUUUAUCAAUAUUAAAAAAACGACAACAUACUACCAGCAAUAAUAACGAAAUUAAAGAGAAAUAUAUGACAUGUUACAAAAAGUUAUUUCGAGAGUCAUUGAUAAAAAAUCAUCCAGUUUUUGUUGAAUAUUUUCUUGCUGCUGGUUUUGAUCCACUUAAACUCCUUCGUACUCCAGGUGCUGAACAUUUUCCUACUGUUGGUUUUGAUCAACUUAAACUCCUUCGUACUCCACAUGCUGAACAUUUUCUUGCUACUGCUUUUGAUCCAUUGAAACGCAUUGGUACUCAAAGUGUUGAACAACAACGCUAUGCAGAACUAUUACAAUUAUAUCAAGAUACCUAUAAGGGAAUAGAUACGAGCAAUCGUGGCUAUAUAAAAGAAUUAUUUGGUCAAUCAAUCGGGAAAACAAUAGAAACACUUGAUAUAAAGUUAAAUAAAUUUAUUGGUUCAUUUAUUGAUGCAAUUUAUUCAAAAGAAGAUAAUACAUGUACGAAACGUAUUUGUAUUGACCUGACAAAUCAUGUAUGUAGUUGUUGCAGUAGUGCAAGAAAGCAUCGUGCUUUGGAUGAUAAUCAAGUUUCUCCACAAAAUGGUAGAGAUACUCAAUCUCAGGAUCAAGAAAAUGAUACGGAAGGUUCAGGUGACAAUAAAGAUACGAAUGUUUCAGGUGAAAAUAACAAUGCGGAAUAUUUACUUGAAAAGAAUAAACUAUUACGUGAUUUAUUUUUAUGGUCGGUAUUCAUGGAUAUGCCUGAAAUGGCGAAAAUAUUUCUCAUUCAUCAACAAUCUCGUAUAUGUGCUUCUUUAAUAGCUUCAGCUAUAUUUAAACAAUACUCGAAAUUGUCGUCAACUGUUGAUCUCAAGGAAAAAUUUCAAAUACAAGGAGAUGACUUUGGAGAAUAUGCAGCUGAUUUUAUCAAUGACUGUUACAAAUAUAAUGAACGAUCAGCAUGUGAAUUACUUCUACGACAAGUACCACUCUUUGGUAAUAUUACAUGCAUGCAGAUCGCUAUUUCAAGCGAAAAUAUUCAACUAGUUGGAACAGCUUGUUUUGAUCAAACACUAACUCAAGUAUGGUAUAAUAAACUGUCUAUGAGAAAUAGUCAGACAUCAACAAGGCCAUUACAAUUUCUAUCCAUAAUAACUUUUGGACUUUUAGCACCAUGGACAAUUUGGUAUCGAGAAAAAGAAACCAAUAUGCAAGAUACAUCAUUAUCAACAGAAGGUAUCAAUUAUUAUGCCGAUAAAGAACCAGCUAAAAGUGCAUUUAAAAAAUAUUGGACCCACUUUUGCUAUUUUCAUGGAAGCCCAUUCAUUAGAAUGUAUUAUCAUUUUAUAAGUUAUAUUUGGUUUUUACUUGUAUUUAGUUAUAUGAUGCUUUAUCAUCUUGAUGGUCCAGAAACAUUUCGAAUUCCACAUUGGACUGAAAUCUAUGUUAUUAUUACAGUAUCAACUAUGUUUUGUGAAGACAUUCGAAAGCUUAUUCAUGAAUACAAAUAUCGAAUGGUUGAACAAUGGGGUUCAACCAAAUCAACUGUAUUAACACUUUUAACAAAUAUAUUUCAUAUUGCAUCAUAUUUUUUAUUUUAUCUUGGUCUAAUAUUUCGAUAUACCGGUUAUAAAGAUAAUGUUUUUGCUGCUGAAAGAAUUAUAUGGGCAUUUGAUCUUGAAUUAUGGUUUCUUGGCUCAUUGAAAUUCGUCGUAGCUUUAAGAUCUGUAGGACCCAAAUUAUUCAUGCUUAAAAAUAUGCUUCGUGAUCUAGCUGCUUUUUUCUAUAUGAUUUUUAUUGCAAUAGCUGCAUAUGGUGUUGUAUCUCGUGCAUUAAUUCUUUACAAACAAAUUCCAUUUACUAGUAGUGAUAUAUUUCGAACAAUCUUCUAUGAACCAUACUGGUUUAUAUAUGGAGAUGUCUCUGACAAAGAUUUACUCGAUAAAAUAAUCAGUAAUGGUACACAAUCACGUGUUGCUGAAGCAACUGCUACACAUGUUUUAUUAACAUUUCAUAUGUUGUUUAUUAAUGUUCUUAUAUUGAAUUUAUUAAUUGCUGUUUUUACUGAUACAAUUGAUAAAGUGAAAGAAAAUACAGAAUUUUAUUGGCGUUGUCAAUGUUAUUCAUUUAUUCGUGAAUAUUUUAAACAACCACCAUGCGCUUAUCCACCAUUAAUUAUAAUUUCGCAUGCUAUAUUACUUAUUCGUUAUAUUUAUUCAAAAAUAACCUGUAAAAGAACUGAAGAUAGUAAUCAUACAUCAGAAUCAAUAACAUUAUUACGUAAUUUCAAAAUGAUCGCAGAACCUAACACUUUAACAAGCGAACGUUGGGAUGCAUUUGAAAAUGCUGCGACUCACAAUUGUGCACGAUCAAAAGUAGAAAAAGCUACAAAGAAUGUUCAUCUAUUAUCUGACGAUGACCAUUCGCAUAAUACAACUAGCACGAAUGAAUCUGAGAUGAUGAAAGCAAUUGUUGAUCAACAACGAAAGAUGAAUGAAAUCGAUAAACAAAUGCAAGAUCAUGCACAAAAGGUAACUGAAUCAUUACAAUGGAUGAUGGAUGCAAUGGCACGAGUAAAAAUGAAUGAUCGAAAGAAAGCACCACCCGCAUUAACAUCAACUCAACCAACAGAAAAUUCUAAUUAA
Molecule: messenger RNA, 3951 nt
Organism: Adineta steineri
Lineage: Eukaryota; Metazoa; Rotifera; Eurotatoria; Adinetida; Adinetidae
Source: the annotation of a GenBank genome assembly